Mya arenaria is the source of this 1938-nucleotide messenger RNA. Its product is annotated as neuronal acetylcholine receptor subunit alpha-2-like. Gene Ontology annotation, cellular component: membrane; neuron projection; synapse. The record is from RefSeq and is a predicted model, not a curated record. Gene Ontology annotation, biological process: signal transduction; chemical synaptic transmission; nervous system process. Lineage: Eukaryota; Metazoa; Mollusca; Bivalvia; Myida; Myidae. The transcript is spliced from 3 exons. The coding region runs from base 1 to 1938 and encodes 645 amino acids. Gene Ontology annotation, molecular function: neurotransmitter receptor activity; transmembrane signaling receptor activity; extracellular ligand-gated monoatomic ion channel activity.
AUGUUUGGUUUGUGUUUUGUUAUCUCAUGGUUAGGUAAUUUCGUUGAAGGAUCAGCUGGAACAACGGAGCCAAUAACACCUGUGAUUGCGCACGAAUACUACUAUAUCGAUAACAGUAACGACGGGACAAACAACUAUGGAUAUUACUAUUACGAGGAGACAAAAGAUAGUACACCACUUAGCAUUCUCGGGGAGAUGUCAACAGGUUAUUUCACUAAAACUCCGCAAAACACACAAAAUACGCAACCAAGCUCUACCCAGAGAUCAGUGGAGACAAUGACAUCCUCGCUAUUUACGUCUUCAAUCACCACCCACGGUUCAGUCGAGACUAUGACAUCCUCGCUAUUUACGUCUUCAAGCACUACCCACGGUUCAGUCGAGACUAUGACAUCCUCGCCAAGUACGUCUUCAAUCACUACCCACGGUUCAGUCGAGACAAUGACAUCCUCGCCAAGUACGUCUGCAAGCAGAACGCCUCAAAGCUCUACCCAACCUAUGGGGGGGAAAACUACCAUUCCGCCAAAUACGCCUGCAAGCUAUACCCACAGCAUAGUUGAAAAAACGACACUGUCUCCAAAUACACCAUUGAGCUUUAUUAACGCUUUAGAUGACAAAGUGACAGCUUUACCAAAUUCGUCUGUAAGCUCUACCAUCCGUCAAGAUGAAGAAACGACAUCCCCGACAAAUACACCAGCAACUGAAGUCAUUGCAUCCAACUUAAAAAAAGUUCCUCUGAAUAAAUUUGACGUUGCUAAAUUAUUUUAUAAAAAGUUGCUUAAUAACUAUGAUCGCAGAAUAAGACCGAUCCAGAAUCAAACACAUCCAGUAUAUGUGAAUACAAAGUUUGUACCGCUUUCGUUGAUUGACUUCGACACUUACGAGCAAAGGUUUUCGAUGCUGGGCUACUUUCGAAUUCGUUGGACCGACGAGCAGAUGGUGUGGCGACCAAAAUUUUAUAAGUACAUAAACACGGUUAAAUUCGCCUCUGCAGAUAUCUGGACUCCAAAUAUUGUCAUUCAAAAGUCCUUUCACGGACAUGGCGACGUGGGAAAUCCCAAAACGGACGUUCUAAUGGUUUCUUGGAACGGUAUUGUCCAGUGGGUACCGGAAUCAACAUAUUCGGUUGUGUGUGACGUCGAUAUACAGUACUUUCCGUUUGACGACCAAACCUGCACGGUUACGUAUUACGCUGCAGAUGAGACGGUGGACACCGUAGAACUAGAUCAUUAUCUCGGUACCGACAUGUCUGAGUACUCAGAAAACCCCUCCUGGAUUAUCGUUGGAGCUUCCCGCAAGCGAUACGUAAAGAAAAAUAACUGGUACAUAGACGUGGAGUUCCGCCUUCAGAGACGUGCCAACUUUGCGGCGUUUACGUUGAUUACUCCUCUAAUGAUGUUAGCUUUCUUAAACAUCUGUGUCUUUCUCGUGCCUAUAAAUUCGGGUGAGAAAGGGUCUUUCUCGGUAACAAUGUUCUUAUCAUACGGAAUCUUCUUUACGAUGAUCAGUGACUCUCUGCCCCAUAACUCUUUGCAGAUAUCGUUCUUUAUCCUGUUAAUUGUCGCAUUGCUCUGUCUAAGUGUCGUUGCGGUUUUCUACACAGUUAUUCAAGCUAAACUGGUCUCAGUCAUUGGCUCCAAGCAGUGUCCUAUCACAUGUCUCCGCAAACUUCGUUGGUCGAAAGUCAACAAGGUAAGUCCCAUUGAACACUACAUCGAGACCGGUAAACAAGAUCCCGAAGAUGAGCCUUACACUUGGAAAGAUUUCCUUGAACAGCUUGACACUUUUCUGUUCGUUUUGUUUCUGAUCAUUAUUCUACUGAUUACUGCUUUAUUCUUCGCAAUCCUUAUGCGACACGUUGCAACUGUCGAUAACAUGUUUGAUGAGGAUCCAGAGACCACCAUGCGGACAACUCCAGUAACAACUGUUGCAUCUGUCUGA